UGCACCACACACUCAGACACUCAGACCACACUCAGUACUGUGUCACCCGGGCUGAUAACCCGCAUGAAAUACAACCACAUCAUAUUCCUUCGACAACUUUGACACGGCCGACAACGGACAACGGACGCCGCACUACUCCCAGGGUUCACCGCAUGCUCGCCGUCCCCCCCUCCGAGUGUACACCAGCCGUGCUGCCGUGCGAGUCGCUGCGACGGUCUCGACCAAUGCACAAGAGUGGUGCAAGCUGGGGUGCAGCCAGCCCCCGCUGCACACCCUGCCUUGAAGCCUCGUGCCGCCUCCUCCGUGCUGCAUGUCUGCAUGUUGUGUGCCGCCCGUCUCGGCCACAGCCCGUCGUAUGUUGGGCUCCAUCGGCGGACGACCGGCCAUGUCUGCGCGCCCUAACACUAGGCAACGCCGGGCUGUGUUGCAUCCUAGGAUUCCCUGGCUUGAAUGCCUGAGAGAUCUGAGUGGACAUCUCGAACAAUCCGCACCAUCGUCGACCGCCAAGGUCCCACUUCUUUUGCGGCCCGGUGACUCGCUUUCUGAAAACCCCUUCCUUGUGGGGUGGCGAGCCGUCUUUUUUAGUGGUAGUCAAAAGAAGGUGGUUUCUUCUUCCCAACAUUGCAUGGUCUCGACGGCGCCUUGUGCCCCAUACAAACUCAUUACCGGCCACACGCCAGAGUCCAAGGGCCCGGGAAUUUCACUCUUGUCGACCGGCCCCCAGUCUCUCAAGUCGUUUCUUGUCAAGAACCAUCCUGCAGGACGAAACUCUCUAGCUACAUACACCCCUCCACAAUAGACACACUUCCGCUGUGCUCUCCGCCAUCGGUGAUUCUACAAUGUCUCCCAAUGGACCGAAGCUCCCAGUAAAGCAGCUUGCGAUUCUGGCCGUCGCUAGGUUCGCGGAGCCGCUUGCUCUAACGUCCGUCUUUCCCUACCUACCAGAGAUGAUCAAGAGUUUCGGCGUACAGGACAAUAAUGUCGCAAGAUGGGCCGGCCUGGUGGGCUCGACAUUUUCGAUAUCACAGAGUGCUUUUGCGGUGCCUUGGGGGAGAUUGUCAGACAAGAUCGGCCGCAAACCGACAAUCAUCACGGGUCUUAUCUCGACCAUGGUUUGCUUCAUAAUAUGGGGGACUGCUUCCAGUCUCGCCAUGGCCAUCUGUAUACGGUUUGUCAUGGGUGCCGGUAAUGGAAACGUUGGUAUCAUUCGUACCAUGGUUGCUGAGAUGGUCCCUGAGAAGGAACUACAGCCACGCGCCUUCUCCUUGAUGCCUCUCGUCUGGAGCAUCGGCUCCGUCUUCGGGCCCUCAUUCGGAGGCUUCUUCGCAAGGCCUGCGGAACAGUAUCCGGGGCUUUUCGGCAAUAGCUGGUUGUUCAACAAGUACCCGUUCCUCUUGCCCAACCUCGUCGCUUGUGCCUUCUUCUUUGUUUCCGUUGUUGUGGCAAUACUGUUUCUCCACGAGACCCUGGAGACCAAAAGACACGAAAAGGACUGGGGCUUGAUUCUCGGAGAGAAGAUAUCGCUGCCCUUCAGGACGAGGCCUCGCCACAAGCAUAACCGUCACCACGGGCGUCACCACCGCCCCUCCUUUGUGGAUGCAGAAGCUUCGGCGCCUCUGCUGCCAAAGUCAGGCGUUGUCAUGAAGAAGACAUCAAAAGCUCCGCCGCCGACGAUGAAGGAGAUUUUUACGCCCCAGGUUACCAUGAACAUCCUCGCCUACACAAUCCUGGCAUUGCACUCCGUGGCCUUCGACCAGGUGCUCCCUGUGUUCCUAAACUACCACCGCCAAGUCCCCGACAGCGAGAACACUCACCUGCCUUUUCACUUCUCAGGUGGGUUCGGGCUCAACUCGAACAAGAUCGGCACCAUCUUCACCAUAUACGGGCUGGCUUGCGGCGUGAUACAGUUCUUCCUGUUUCCGCCCGUGUGUUCGCGCUAUGGCGCGCUCAAGUGCUUCAAAGCAGGAACUGUUCUCUUCCCGGUCGUCUACGUCCUGGUCCCUUACACGGCCCUCAUUCAAGACACACGCAUGCAGUUUGCAGCGCUGAUGGGGCUGCUACUGCUAAAGGGCUUCGCCGUCAUCGUUGGAUUUCCCUGCAUCACCAUCUUGCUGACCAACUCGGCACCCUCGGUCCGGAUCCUCGGCACGCUUAACGGGUUUGCAACCACCUUCUCCGGCCUUGGUCGGGCCGUCGGUCCAACCGUGGCCGGUGCCACAUUUAGUUGGGGCGUCAAGCGCGGCUAUGUCAUCCCUGCCUGGUGGCUUCUUGCCGCUGUUGCUGUGCUUCAGGCUAUCCCCGCGUGGCUGAUCGUCGAGGGCGAGGGCCUCAGCCGUGAGGAGGACACGGAUGAUGACGAUGAAGAGUCCGCCCGGCUCGACGAUGCCGACGAAAGUGCCAUAGAAGAGACAUCUGCCAAUCGCGCCAUCAUUGCCGGCGACGUGGCCGACCUGGUCGGCACCCGCGAGGACGCCGUGAUUACUGUGGACGACGAAGAAGAUGAGGAGGACUUCCAGCCGCUGGCAAGAAUAAGCUCGAGGGCCUCGAAGGGAAGCGCCGGGUACGGGACUUUGAAGGGGUCUCCGCCCAGCACACGGCUUCGAAAGAUGUCCGAGACGGGCCAGCACCUGUAAUGCAAUGAGGCCACGUUGCCAUGACCAUGCAGAGCAACAGUAGGCUGACUGAUUUCAUUCAAUUUGUCUACUCUUGACUGGACGUGUUGGGCUCCUGGCAUCCAUAUGAAUUGGUUUACACCAAGGCGUUGGGGAAUAGAAAAUUUUGGAUCAUAUUCUCUUUUUUUUUUCUCUUUUUUUCCCCCCCAAGCGAGCAUGGAGGGUCGUUGGAGCACUUCUAAUCAGCGCAUCGUUCAUACCAAGGACCAUGAAAGCCGUAUGUUGCCGUAGUGCUAGCCUUUGAAUAUAACUGGUCUAAUUUCG
This is a messenger RNA of Diaporthe batatas, 2936 nucleotides long. RefSeq lists its product as uncharacterized. The record is from RefSeq and is a predicted model, not a curated record. Gene Ontology annotation, molecular function: transmembrane transporter activity. Bases 840 to 2633 code for a protein of 597 amino acids. The transcript has 4 exons. NCBI's taxonomy places the organism in Eukaryota, Fungi, Ascomycota, Sordariomycetes, Diaporthales, Diaporthaceae. Gene Ontology annotation, biological process: transmembrane transport.